Molecule: messenger RNA, 1452 nt
Organism: Coregonus sp. 'balchen'
Lineage: Eukaryota; Metazoa; Chordata; Actinopteri; Salmoniformes; Salmonidae
Source: the annotation of a GenBank genome assembly
AUGGGUAUGUUCACCAUCGCGGUCACACCCAAACCUGCAGCUGGGGAGAGACAGACCCAGUUGAACCACAUCACCACUCCAGGACCAGCUCAGCUUCAACCCACUAAGGUACCAAACCCCGUUCAGGUGAUUCAUGUUAGGGAUAUAACGGACAGCGACCAAUUGGGGACAGAAACUGGCUAUGAAGGGAAAGAAAAUAUGUGGUUGGCAUACAUGAGGUAUACGGCUAGGACACUGGUCAGGCAGAAUUGUGUUAUCUGUGGGCAUGCAAGACCUGGGUUGGCAACCCACCCAUUCACCUUAGGAGAAGGGGAAGGAUGGCAGUGCAUAUUGGAAGAGUUCUACCAUUCACUGCCAAACACCACCCUGUGCAAAGCCCUAAGUUUGAUUUUCCCUGAGGUUCCCCCACAAAAGGCACCUGCGGGAGUUCAGGCUUAUGGAGGUAAUUACAGUUGCAUUACUGGAACAGGUAAGGGUGUUAACUAUGGUAGGCUACCACCAGGGGACUGUGCUGUGAAUGUAACUAUGAACAGCACUUGGCCAGUAGAGGGUAAAACCCAGACAAAGGGGGUGGCUGAUGUGUGGUGGAUCUGUGGGCCAAAUAGAAAACUAACCCCGAUUCUAAAGGGGGACUGGCAGGGCACGUGUGCAUUAGCUAGUUUGAUUGUACCACUGACCAUUAUUGAUGUUUCCUCAGACCAACUUUUGGGGAUCGCCCAGCUAGCCCCAGACAGAGAGAGAAUGAGGCGGGGGAGACGUAGUGCCCCAUGGUCAGCAGGAGAGGAGAUCCACUCUAACCUGUUGGGGGUGCCUGUGGGAGUACCAUUACAGUUCCAGGCACUCAACAGGAAUGAUGGGUUGUGGCAUUUGUUGCCAAUCAUAGGACCUGCUAUAGAUGCUGCUAAACAGCGAUCUUGGAUAAAUUACAUCUAUUAUAACCAACAGCGAUUUGUUAACUACACACGCACUGCCCUGACUGGAAUGUCCGAACAACUAGAGGCCACCUCUAGGGUGGCUAGGCAAAAUAGACUAGCACUUGACAUGUUGCUUGCUAACCAAGGGGGUGUGUGUAAGAUGUUUGGGGAACAAUGCUGUAAGUUUAUUCCUAACAAUACUAGCCCUGACGGGAGCAUCACAAAGGCCCUUGUUGGCCUGGAUAAGUUGUCAGCAGAAAUGAAGAGCAUGGCUGGAGUGGAGAGUGGUGGGCUGUUCUCCUGGUUAAGUGACUGGUUCGGUAAGUAUUAUUCUAUGGUAGUUACUGGAUUUCUGACCCUAGUGAUUGUGUUUUUGCUGUUAAUGUGUUGUGCUGCUUGCAUCAUCCCCUGUCUCAGGAAGUCAGUGGUAAGAGUGGUGCAGGCGUCAGGUAUGAUGCCGUUGUUACCGGCCCAGGAUGAUGCGGAUGACUCUGCUACUGACUCUGAGACCAAGCUGGAUGAUCCAUGGUUUGCCUAA